UUUCCGGCGCGGCGAAUAAGCGGCCGGCCGGCGUCGGGGGUAGGCGAACGGGCGGCUGCGCACCCUCUCUAGGGGGGUGCCGGCUCCGUGCCAGCCAGUCUCGCGUCGAGCACCGUUCACCUCGCACUUGGUCCACGAUUGCUUCUUCACUUACGCUUGAACACCGUCUUUCAAGAAGCAAGAAGACACGAUGGCCUUCAUUCGAGCCAGCACUGCUUGCCUCCUCCUGGCGAUCCUGGCAGCAUCGCGAACUUCCGGCUUCCCGCAGACGCCGAGCAGCACCACGAGUCGGCACUUCUUUCGCGGCAAGCAAGUCCCCAGCCUGGGCGGAGAUCCUCUAGAGGAGGAGCUGCACAGGCUGCGAGUACAAGGCCAGCCGUCGGUUGAGAGCCAAACGGCCGCUUUCAACGGCGCAGCAGAAGCUGAAAGGGCUCGAGUGGCAACGCAGAAAUCGCUUUAUGAAGGUUUCGGCUUGCCCCUCGAGGAACAGUUGGAGCGAGCUGGCGAGAAAAACGCGCGCUUCGUGACUGAGCCGGAGCACUCGGCCGACGAGGAGGAAGCCGGCCGAGAGGAAGAGAGCAGCGCCGACGAGUCUAGCUCUGAAGAGGACGACGAUGACAACAACGAAGAGUACCAAAAUUCUGAGGAUGAGGACUCGGGCAGCCUACCCAGCACGAGCGUGCCCUUUGUGACCUCGGGGCCGUCUCAAAGGGCCCACCAGCAUUCCAGGGCUAGCGAUAAAGGAAACAAUUACAACUGGCAGCAGCAAGCGAUACAAAACGGCGCUCCCCAGAGUGGAAACGCUGAUGAUGAAACCGGAGAGCGCCUUUUCAGAAUGAUGGUCGAUCUGGCUGAGCAUCCGACGCAGUGGCAAAAAGUUCAUCAGGAAUUGCAACAACUGGACAAGGAAUUGGUGACCGCCCACCAACUGACCAUUACGGCAAAUACUUCUUCAAACGCCCCAGAGACGCGAGAUAAGGCUGUACCCGCGAGACCCCCUAACCGGAGACACCCUAACCUGAGGCUGAUACCCCACAUUCCCGACUCGUUGCUCCUGGAAAAUGAAAUGGAUAGGGCGCGCGACAGAUACUCAACGACCACCACAACAUCAACCACCACAACCACCACGACGGCAAAACCAACCACGACUGAGCCGAUUACGAUCGCAACGAAAACGACCAGAACACCGUCCUUUGAUAAUGGGUCUGAGCAGGGGCAUCACGGCCCAAAGCACUGGCCGCAAUUCGUGUAUCACCGAGUGACGUCAAGUCCGUUCAGUGAUCAUGGGACAAGUUCAUCUCAUGGACAUCAUUCAAACGCUUUUGUAGCUGUAUCUGAUGUAACUCCUCCGAAGCUCAGAGGAAAAUUGACUAAAGAAGCCGAACCACAGGUUGCUUUACACUCUUUGUUGGAGAUGGUAGAUCAAGAGUCCAGAGUGAAGGCGCGACCCCCUUUGCACAGACUCUCGUCCGCUGGUGCCCCCGCCAGCCCCAGUUCGCUAGACGAUCCUGAGUCUGCUGUGCCUGCCCAUGCUUUCAUUGACGAGGAGGAGCUAGAAAUCGAACGGCUUCUCAAGUCGCCACCCUUGGAAGGCGCUUGGGACCACCAGAGAAACAAGGACUGGGUCAGAGAAAAGUUGACGCUACUCGAACGGUUGCACUCGCAUCUGAAGCAGAAGUGGCAAAUCGAUGACACUGUCGAGAUACCGGAGCAAGCGACGCCCCCCAAAAACCACCCCCAAAGUGCCCACAGCCUUCAUCACCCCCAGUCACCCGUGCGGCGCCAGUGACUCUCAUCGAGUUGAUCACGCAAACUCUGACCUGAGGACCAAUAGACUUGAGAUAAUUAUAUGAACGCUAGUUGGCAAAAGCAGCAUUCUAGGAGGCGCGUUUUCUCACAAUAAUAUAAUGUCUAAGAAUUGAAACAUAUACACACACACUGCGAAUUUAGAUACCAAAAUUUUUUACUUAUGGACAUAUAUAUUUUGGAAAGGAAAAGCAAGUCAAAGUAUUCAUUAAAAUCUAGUCACAGGUAGCUGCCUCACCGGCAAGUAUCUGGCGAUUUCGUGCGUGAGCCACUUCUUGGAGGUGUAAAAAAUAUAUUGAAUGUUGUACUAAAAGCAUAAAUAUAUAAUAUAAAUAAAUCCUGACAACAUACGAAAAAGACGCUCACCGCCGUAAACUGAAAAUUAAACUGUUGAAUAAAACUCAUUGUUGAACACGCAAGUAGAGAGAGUUGUAGGAGCAUGUUGACACACGAAGUGGCGUCUUAACCUUGUUGACGCCCUACCUAAACAUGGAUGCAUAUGAUAUUGUUGUAUAGCAUUUUUAACAUUGGGUGUUCUAUGUUUCGUUUAAUAAAUGACGGCUAUAUUGUUAAACAA
Molecule: messenger RNA, 2383 nt
Organism: Cloeon dipterum
Lineage: Eukaryota; Metazoa; Arthropoda; Insecta; Ephemeroptera; Baetidae
Exons: 10
Coding region: 191-1789 (532 amino acids)
Source: RefSeq, a predicted model, not a curated record